Messenger RNA from Hemibagrus wyckioides, 11634 nucleotides. It is a transcript of the gene tnrc6c1, whose product is annotated as trinucleotide repeat containing adaptor 6C1. The transcript has 22 exons. Gene Ontology annotation, cellular component: nucleoplasm; P-body. Gene Ontology annotation, molecular function: RNA binding; protein binding. The record is from RefSeq and is a predicted model, not a curated record. Bases 630 to 6044 code for a protein of 1804 amino acids. NCBI's taxonomy places the organism in Eukaryota, Metazoa, Chordata, Actinopteri, Siluriformes, Bagridae. Gene Ontology annotation, biological process: miRNA-mediated post-transcriptional gene silencing; positive regulation of nuclear-transcribed mRNA poly(A) tail shortening.
GCUGCUGUUGUCAGUUUCAACAAAAUGGCUGCUGGAGGACCGCAAACGAAAGCCCAGUAAACGCCUUAUGUCACUACAGAGCAAUUUAAAUGGACAUCUCGGAGGUUCUUUCCACUCAGAGCACGUACUCAUGUCGACUCGUUUGCACGCGUGUUAGCGAGAUGAAUGCACGCUGAAAACAUUUCCCCCCCCGUUUUGCACUUUUAUCGCCUGGUGGAGAUGAACACGUCAUUGAAAAGGCGCAAAGCGCGCGCUGUGGCGGUGUAGCUGCUGCACGCGCCGAACGCAAACGCUGAGGCUGCGCUGAGGUAUUCGUUUGCGUGCUCAAAAGCAAAAACUCUCGUGUCCUCUGUUUGCACUGGUUGUUUUUUUGUUUUGUUUUGUUUUUUUGUUUUCUGCAAAAAAAAAUAUCUCGGACUGAAUUCCUGAACUGGAAAAGCCAAGCUAGCUAUUUGACUGCAGUGUUUAAAUUGGAGCGUAUUGCGAGCUGCGCCAGAGUCGCCGGAGUGUCAGUGCGGGUGUAGAGCACAUCCCCGGGCCAGGAAACCCUUUCAGCAGAAAACCGCCAUUGCUGGACGUGUGAUGUAAGUCGGGAGACAAGACAAGAACCAAAAGAAGAGACCCAUUUGAUGGAAGAAAAGAAAAAGAAAAAGCAAGAGGAAAAGAAGAAAAAGGAAGCCGCUCAGAAAAAGGCUGCUGAACAGGAAACCAAAGUGCCAGACUCUGCCAAGCCCAGCCCUGCCCCUCUUCCCUCUGCUAACCCCAGCACUACCAACCCCUCUGUGCCCUCGGCCAGCAGCAGUGGUGCCAAUGGCAAGCGUGUGUCCUCCAGCACCCAGCAGCAACCGCAGUCAACAGUACAGCGCUACCCACCACGAGAGGUGCCACCACGUUUCCGCCAGCACGAGCACAAGCAGCUACUGAAGAGAGGACAACCUCUGCCUGCUGGGAGCCUCGCUGUUGUGCUGCCAUCCUCAAGCAGCCCAACUGUGCAGUCCUUCCCCAGCCAGUCACACCCAGACCUGCCCUUGCAGAGUGGCCAUUCAGCACAGUAUGAAAGUCCCCACUGGGGACAUACACCUAUCAACAGCAGUGCUACUAUAGUCACAACCAAUAACAGUGGCUGGGAUCAACUGAUUAUAAACAAAAGUGAUACAGAGGAGUGGCCUUCUAUUUCUCGCAGUGAAAGCCACAUCCCUGCAGGAUGCCCAUCAGAUACUGAGAAUAUCAACAUCAUCAACAGCAACACAGACAGCAUGAGUAUGGCCACAGGGGGCAGCCAGCAAGGACACUUUCCCACUAAUCAUCCCAGUAAAGCCAGUAACAGCCACUCAGGAGGCAUCCUCUCCAGCCAGAGUGGGGCCAGUAGAGGCUGGGGCUCUGGUCCAUCUCCUGCCAUUGCUGGAGAAGGAAAGGGUGAUGGCAGCAGUGCAUCAAUGGGAGCCAGGACCUGGGGCUCCUCUAACUUUAACUUGAAUUUGAAUCCCAACGCCAACCCCUCUGCCUGGCCAGUCCUGGGACAUGAGGGGACAGGCAUGGGUGGCAGCUCUGGAGUAUCCAACCAAGCUCCAUCUAAUAUCAGCAGCCCACCAUGUGCUCCAUCCUCUGGACCGAGCAAUAGUGGCAAUAUGAUUGGUGGCAAUGGAAAUUCUGCUGGAAACUCUGGUAACGGUAAUGGCAGCACCGCCUGGGGUGGUAUGGUGUCUAGUGACACCUCUGAGCCACACUCCUCCCCUUCCACGAAUGUGUCUUUUAGCUCUGAACCUCAGAACCUUAACACUGAAGGACCAAAUCACACUAAGCAAGAGCCCAUGAGCCCUGCCAAUAGUAUGCCUAACUGGAGUGUCACCCCUGUUGGCAUGGGCUCUUUUGUCCAGUCUCCAACAGGAAGUUCACAGGUCAAUGGGGAGGAAGGGUCUGUGUGGGGUAAUGGAGAUGCCAAGUCUGCCAGUAGCUCUAAGGACUCUGGCUGGGAUUCAGGAAGUGGUUGGGGUCAAGGAGUAGCUUCAGCCACCCCUGGCUGGGGCCAAGCCACAUCCAAUGGGGACUGGGGCAAGCAUUCCACUGAACCUAAAGGGUGGGAGUCUGCAGGGUCUCCCACUCAAGAGCAGCCACUCAGUUCUUGGGGCAGUGGGGCCAAUGCUCCAGCUAGUGACGGAAGCAGUGAUAGCAUGGAUGGUCAUUCUCACAGGAGAGAACACUCAAGAGAUAUGGCCCCACCUCUCCUGCCUGCCCAGGACAUGGAUCCAAGAGUGCUGUGCAACACAGGAUGGGGACAGACUCCAGUGCGUCAGCACACAGCGUGGGAGACAGAAGAAGCUGCGCACUCAAAUAACAAGAAUGAUGUUGGUACAGAAGCAUGGGGCCCAUCUUCAAAUGCACCUCAUAUGGCACAACCAUCAUCUCAUGGUAGUGUCAAUCCAAGUUCUGGACCUGAUUCUGGGGGCAAGACUGAUGCACAUCGCCCCGCUGCAGCAACUACAUCAGGCUGGGGACAGUCCCCCAGUCAACCAUGCUCUGGAUGGGGUGACAACUCCAAGAAACCCCCUAUUGGUUCUGGAGGCUGGGGUAACCCUCCACAAGGAGGCCACAGUGGCAACUUGCAAAAAAGUGGGCAGUCCUGGGGCUCUGAAGACAAAUGUCCUACUUGGGAUGACUCCCAUGCCAAGACUAAACCUCAGGGUUGGGGCGAGGGCCCCAAGCCAUCCCAUGGCUGGGGCAAUGACCCAGGAGGGGACGGUGGAGCUGGCGAUGAGUGGAAUGACUCUGGAGAAGGAAAGAAGAAUGGACCAUCCAGCUCUUCCUGGGAGGGAGAUGGAACAGGAUGGAAAGAAAGCCCUCGAGGUUGGGGGAAGCCAUCCCCAGGUGGAGGAUGGGGAGAUGCACAACGCUCCAAUGCCUCAACACAGGGAUGGCGCAACAAGUCUCAGGAGGGUGGCAAUGGAAGCAGUACUGGUGGAAGCAUGGGUUCAUGGGGAGGUUCAAGCUCUCUCAAGAGUGGUUCAGGUUGGGGAGGAAGUAAUGGGGGAGGAGUAAAACAUAAUCAUGCUGCAGAGCCAACAGGAUGGGAAGAGCCCUCCCCACCAUCCAUCCGACGCAAGAUGGAAAUUGAUGAUGGUACCUCAGCUUGGGGUGAUCCAAGCAGUUAUAAUAAGACAGUUAACCUCUGGGACAGGAACAAUCCUGGAAUGCAGAGUAAAACAGGCUCUGGAAAUGCCAACAAUCCCCCCAGCAACCAUCACCACCAUACCCACCAUAAUCAACCUCCGUUGCAGGGCCAUGGACAUGGAGGGCCACCUGCAACAAACAGCCAUAUCACUCCUGACAAUACAAGCCCGCAUCAAGCAGUGGCUCCUCAUAACAGAGCACCCCUGAUGACCACAGGAUGGGGAGAAAUGCCGAAUGUCCACUCCAAACCUGAGCCUUCAUGGGGAGAGCCCGUGCCCUCUCCAGCAAGCGUGGACAAUGGCACAUCAGCCUGGGGCAAACCCCCUGGGAGCUGGGCUGACAGUAACCCUGAAGGCUAUGGCCGAGGUGGAGGCCCACCAGGAUCUGCCCCCUGCAAGCCAGCCUCUAAAACUAUGCAAGAAGGCUGGGGAGGUGGAGAGGACAUGAGCCUGUCGACAGGGCAGUGGGAGCAGGAUGAGGGUGACAUGUGGAACAGCACAGCCUCUCAGGAGAGCAGCUCAUCCUGCAGUUCAUGGGGCAACCAGCCCAAAAAAGGUUCUCAGAAGACGAAGGUUCCUAACAAACAAGACGAUGCCUGGAUUAUGACCCGUCUGAUUAAGCAGCUGACAGAUAUGGGUUUCCCUAGAGACCCUGCAGAGGAGGCUUUGAAGAGCAACAAUAUGAACCUGGACCAGGCUAUGAGUGCUCUGUUAGAAAAGAAGACUGAAUUAGAUAAGCGAGGGUUGGGAAUCUCUGACUACAGUAAUGGCCUCGUCAACAAGCCAAUGAGCUGCAGGCCUUCGAUCAUCUCCAAAGACUCCUCCUCAGACCGUCCUACCUUCAUGGAAAAGGAUGGAGGAUUAGCGGAAGAUGCCCAAACUUCACCAUUUAUGCCUUCUCCCAGCCUGAAGCUCCCGUUGGCUAGUGCUAGCCUCCCUACCCAGAGUAUUGGGGUCACGAUGCAAAACAUGAACAGACAGAUGCAGAGUGGCAUGUUUGGCAGUAGUGGAACAGCACAAACCCGGGCCCUGCAACAGCCUCCUCCUCAGCCAGCAGUGCCACCUCUCAACUCCUCCCAGCCUAGUCUACGUGCUCAAGUGCCUCAGUUUCUCUCCCCUCAGGUUCAAGCACAGCUCUUACAGUUUGCAGCAAAAAACAUUGGUCUCAACCCUGCACUUUUAACCUCACCAAUAAACCCUCAGCAUAUGACCCUGUUGAAUCAACUCUACCAUCUGCAACUGGCAUACCAGCGUUUACAAAUUCAACAGCAGAUGUUGCAGGCACAGCGUAACGUUUCUGGCCCUAUCAGACAACAGGAGCAGCAAGUUGCACGUACAAUCAAUAACAUGCAGCAGCAGAUCCAGCAGCACCAGCGGCAGCUGGCCCAGGUUCUGCUGGUGAAGCAGCAGCAACAGCAGCAGCCUCCUCCCUCUCAUCCCAGCCUACAUCCCAGCACAGGCAAAUCAGCACUGGAAACAUUUUCUUCACACCAACAGGCAUCAGGCUUGUCUGUCUCUGAUCUGCCGACCAAAGAGCCGCAGUCGUCUCCCAACUCUUUCUCCUCUUACCCUCUCUCUGGAUUGAACCCCAACAUGAAUGUAAACUGCAUGGAGGUGGGAGGUCUGUCCAUGAAGGACUCUCCUCAGCCUCAGUCGCGUCUGUCACAGUGGACGCACCCCAACUCCAUGGAGAAUCUCUCUGGCAGCUCCUCACCUAUGGAACCUGGCCUCAGCAAGCAUGGUGCCAUCUCUGCAGGUCCAAGCCUUGGUGCUCCAGGUAAACAAACUCUGGAUGACUCCUACAACCCGUAUAACCUGAUGCAGGGCACUGACUCUCCUGCCAGUCCACUGGUGACCCCAGACAGCUGGGGCCAGAGCAAGAACGCCAGUGACAAGAUGUCCAAUGGGACCAACAUCAGCUGGCCACCAGAGUUCUGCCCAGGAGUGCCCUGGAAAGGACUACAGAAUAUUGACCCUGAGACUGACCCCAAUGUGACCCCAGGAAGUGUUCCCAGUGGCCCCACCAUCAACACCAACAUUCAGGAUGUGAACCGCUACCUGCUCAGAGACAGGAGUGGAGGCAAGCUGUCAGACAUGAAAUCCACUUGGUCACCAGGACCCAUCUCACACACGCAGGCCUCACUGUCCCAUGAGCUGUGGAAGGUGCCUCAGGGACCAAGGAACACUACAGCCCCCACCCGUCCUCCACCUGGCCUGACCAAUACCAAGCCUUCCUCCACCUGGGGGGGCAACAGCCUAGGCUUGGUGCCCGGCUGGAGCAGUUCUUACUCCUCAGGUACCACAUGGAGUACAGACAGCUCCAAUAGGACCAGCAGCUGGCUGGUACUAAGGAAUCUUACACCCCAGAUUGACGGCUCUACUCUGCGGACGCUGUGCAUGCAGCACGGCCCCUUAAUCACAUUCCACCUCAACCUGACGCAGGGCAACGCCGUGGUGCGCUACAGCUCCAAGGACGAGGCUGGCAAAGCCCAGAAGUCCCUGCACAUGUGUGUGCUGGGCAACACCACCAUCCUGGCAGAAUUCGCUGGAGAGGAGGAGGUGAACCGCUUCUUUGCACAGGGUCAAUCCCUCACACCCACCACCAGCUGGCAGGCCAACCCGGGCACCAAUCAGACGCGGCUGGGGGGUGGAGCAUCUGCCACUUCGCACCCUAUUGGCCACUGGAACACCGCCGGCCUGGGAGGAGGUGGAGCUGGCAGUGCAGCUAAGGCAGGCAACGAGCUGCUAUGGGGGGGUGUGCAGCAGUACUCUAGCCUUUGGGGGCCGCCCAGUACAGAGGAGGGCCGAGUGGUAGGCAGCCCAACCCCUAUUAACACGCUGCUUCCCGGAGACCUGCUGAGUGGAGAGUCCAUGUGAGGGCGUCGACUCAGGAGGAGAAUUAUGAAUUUUCGACAAAUAAAAAUGAACAUGAAACAAAAAAAAAACAAAAAAAAAAAAACUUGAAGAAAUAUAAUUACGCAGGAGCAAAAACCAAGCAAAAUCAUGUGGUGAUAAUCAGCAUAAGUGGAACUGUGAACCAAGAGACAGGAGGCUGAAGAUACACUUGUAGAGGCUGCUGACCUUCUUCCUCUUCUCCUCCUUUUUUAUUUUGCAUCAUUUCAGUGGAUUUUUGUGUUCUUCCUCUUUUUUUUCAUGUGAGGCUUUGGUUACAGUAUUUUCUAAGACUUUUGGAGAAGAGCAAGUGACAACUAAAAGGAAAUAGAACCUUUAAUUACAGACUUUCUCUUAAUAACUGAAAACUGUGUGAAACUGUAUUUUACUACAACUGAUCAGACAAGCUGCCAUUUUUAAACGUCCCCUGGCACAAGCCCCUCAUCACCCCAGAUACACCGUACGAGCCUUCCUCCCUACUCCCCCAAAGAAAUGCAUCAUUCUGAUCAGCCCUUCCCUUUAGACUGUGUCCACUGCUUUUUGUUCAUCUGUUAGCCUGGCGGGUUCGUUUAACAGCACUAAACUAGCCUUAACUGCUUACCAGCCCCAUCUCCCACACACUCACUCUGGGCUUACAGAAGAGAUGGAUCCGAGAAUUGCACAUUUUUCCUCACUUUUUCGAGCCAGCAGAGAAGAAAAGUUCCAUGCUUGACUUAGCACACAGGCUACAGCACACAUCUGCUUCUCCUUCAGACCUCAGUCAUCACCCUCGUCUGUCCACAUCACUAUUAACGCGGCAGACGUGCGGCUGGUGCUUACUCAUCUGCAGGACAGGCUGAGCAAAUGGUUGCCAGUGUGUGUGUUUGUGUGUGUAUGUGUGUGUGUAUGUCUGUGUGCUGCAUUAACCACUGUCUUCAGAACUUUUUAACAAAACACUCGGAACACACCACACAGAACGAACACAUCAAAACACGUUCAUUACCUUCUCUUCUGCUCCAUGAAUGACCUCAGUUAUUUGUGACCCAGUGGGAAAAAAAUGAAAAAAAAAAAUCAUGUUUGUCGGACGUGCAAUAUGCCACAGACUCUUCCGUCCAUCAUUAUACAGAGCUUAUGCUGGUGAAGUUUCCUUUCUUUUCUAAAUUGGAGGUAGGGGGGCACAAAAAACAAGACAAAAAAAAAAAAACAUCUCCCUCAUCCACCAAAAGCGGGGACAUAGAGGAAGACUUUCUCAUGGUGUGUGAGCCUGUAGUGAAGACGAUCACUAGCACUUCCUUAAAGACACAAAGUGACCAUAGCAGGAUGCGGGCUUCAAACCAAAUAAGUGUUUCUUGUAACCCAGUAGACAAGGUGCAUUUUAUGUUGUAUUUGGUACAAAAAGAACAGAACAAAGAGACUGCUUUGAAAAAAAAAAAAAAAUUGGGUGGUUGAUCAUAGCACUUACCAAGAGCAUCAAGCUCCAACUUCAAUGCCAACAAAUCACACAUGGAAAGCUGGAACUGAAAAAAAGCAAAGAAAAAGCAAUCUACAUAGCUUUUCCAUGCUCUUUUUGUUUUCUUUUUCUUUUCUUUUUUUUGUUAAAAAAAACUCUAAGUGGAUUUUUUUUCCUUAUGUCCCUCCCUUGGAUGGACGUCAAAUGGUAGCAAAUGAAGGGUAGUUAAAAAAACAAAAACAAAAAAAAAAAAACAAAAAAAAGAAAACAUGCAAAACUGAUUCUGAAGCAUUCUGGUGUUUAUAUUUAUAUAUAUAUAUAUAUAUAUAUAUAUAUAUAUAUAUAUAUAUAUAUAUAUAUAUAUAUAUAUAUAAAAUACACAUAUAUAGAUAUAUAUCAAAGUAAAUAUUGCUGUUACAGUACUCCAAAAUUGUUAGCCUUUUGUGUGGGGAUGCUAGACAUGUCCAUAUGUGGUAAUAGAUCCUGCGGGGCCCUUACGCCUGGCGGCCCCACCUUCCUUGGAUAAUAAGUGUGGCCACUGAGUGCCUAUCUUGUUGUGGCAAGCCUCCGUGCCCACGCUGACUCUGACGCCACUGUGCCAGACCGGUGCGCCCGAUGCCAGAGCGUACUUGGAGCUGCUGUUUGGCCUGGCGCAGAGUGGCAGCUCUCUCAGAAAUGGCCCGACAGUACUCUUGCGCCAGCAUUUUGACCUCGUCUCAACUCUCUUAAAACUCUUUCUUUUCAUGCAAAGAUCACUUUAGCUGGAAGUGGACAAGAUCCUUUCACGUCAUUUUCAAUUAUUGUUUUUUUUUUUUUGUUCCCUGGAAUUGCAAGUGUUGUUAUUUUUUAUUUUUUUGUCAACAUUGCUGUUAUUGUUGUCUUUGAUGAUACUUUAUGCUCUUUAAGUGUGUGUGUGUGAGCGAGCGUGAGUUCAUGCAGUGGUCUUUUUACAGUGUAGCUGCUCUUUACCAGCCCCUUUCACUGCACAUAUGCAGGAAUAUUUGGAGAAAGAGGCAUGUUGAAGCUUUUUUAAUUGCAACAGUUCAUGUUACUAUGCCAUGUCAGAAGAUCAUGCUGAUCUAGAUCGGUGGUUUGGGGGAUUUUUCCUAUUCCGGGUUGCUCUUGUUGAUUAAGUUUUGGGGCACAUCCUACUGGAACUUGGGAACUCGAGUUAAGAGUAUUAGACAUGCUCAGCCUGCCUGCUACCUCUCCAUUACCCCGUCUCUCUCUCUCUCUCUCUCUCUCUCUCUCUCUCUCUCUCUCCUCCUGUUUAUCCCGCCACUGUCCUGCAAGGCUGUACUCAUACUGGUGCUGAAGACAAAACAAACACAGCGCAACUCUUUCUGUACCACGUCUCAUUAUCGCAGUAAUAAAAAGCAAAUGACGAGAGAAACCCUCUUUUUCUAUGCAAAGUCUGAGUGAGAGCUACGUGUUCACUGUCACUCAAUACAGCCCAUCAUUUCCUGAUAUCGUUUUGUCGAGCGUUUGCUGGUUUGCAGGCAGCUUCCUGUUACUGUGGCCUUCAGUGUUCAAACGUAUGCAUCUCUGAAUGCCAGUCCCGAAAAUGGAUCUGAAUUUAGCCCUUAUUGCUUUCUCUCUGAACGACUGAACUACGUGCAUGCAAUCUCAGGGCAGACUCGGAGAACUCCAGACAGUUUACCCAAAGCCAGGAAUUUCUAUAUUGUUCAGUGGUUGGUGUUUUUUUCAUUGCUUUACUUAUUGGUUAGAGUUAGUGAGGCCAUAAUGUUUCGAGAAAUCCUUUUUGCGUUGCUUUCUCUGUACGAGUUCUUCAGCAUGCACCCUCAUGACCUUUUCUGUAACGUUACCAAAAAUGUUCGACACCCAUGAAUCUCGAUUUUAAAAAAUAUCAGAUGUCUGUGACACUUGGGCUUCGAAAUUUCCACAGAUUUUAAUCACAUUUUUUUCUAGAUUGUUGACUACAUGGGAAUGGAAAGGUAGAAAUGCAGGCUGGCAUGGAGGGUAACUGACAGGUAGCACCUUGACCCAGGCAUUAAAUUCUCCAGGAAGGACUGCUGCAAAGUAAAACAGGGAUUGCCGAAUUCUUAGGUAUGCUGUAGGUAGGUUAACGUGGGGUGCAUCAUUUUAUAAUUUUUUUUUAAACCAAAAAUAAAAGGUUGGUCCUUGUAUUGUUUUUAACUUCAAAACCUCUAGUAGAUUCUUAGCUGAAGCCAAACAGCUGACUGUGGGGACACUGUACUCAUUUGAUUCCCUUCUGACCAAGCAGUUUGAGCACCAGGCUAUUUUUCCACAUGUCCAGGUGUCUGUUCCAUGACUGCUCUGGAGCUCAAGCACCCCCAAUAACAUCAGAAUUAAAUAUCUCCUGUAUAUUUAGGCCCGUUAAGGAUGACACCUCUCAUUGUAGUGUCUGUUACGGACAGAUCUGUUGCCUGUAUUAUCGUUCGUAUCAUCAGUGAUGCUGAUGCUGUAAUUAGUUCACAUCCAGAACUGACCCUUUAAAGCUUGUGUUCUGUACUGUGUCCUAAAUAAUGGAAACUAGUGUCCCAAAUGUCGCAGGUCAGCUAUGGCAGUGUAUGUGUUCACAUAGUGCAGGUAUACAGUUUGGUACAGAGGCAGCUUUUUAAAAACAUCUACUUCAUUUGGUUUCAUAUUUUCAUUAUUCCCAGCCCCCGAAGCAGCCGUGAGGCUCGCAGUGCUGUGAGGCAGAUUUUAUGUGGCUCUUCGACUAAUUUUAUGUGAGGGCUGCGAUAUAUAUAUAUAUAUAUAUAUAUAUAUAUAUAUAAAAUGUAUGUAUUUUUUUUUUAUACACAAAAUUGUAUAGCAUCACACAACACCCCAGUGAUAUUCAUAAGCUGGUGCCUAUGGACCUAUUAAAAUCAGGACAAGAGCACAUGGUCAGUUGGUACCAAGUCUGGAAAGGGGAAAGGCCUUAGUGAGUGACACCAGUAACAAUCACUAUUGCCUGUCUUUGUUUCCUAUUUAUUCCCAAACUGCCUUGCUUUCAACUCUACUCAAACAUCCGUCACAUUCACAAGCGGAGUAAUGUGAUCAAUCCCCCAGUCACCGCUGCAGCAGUCCUGUAAGACUCGUCUCGUCUUGCUGUACCUCACUAAAUGUCUGGUCCAUUACUGUGGAUUUGAUUUAGGACUAAUGCACCCCCCCCCAAUAACCCCCCCCCCCAACACACACACACUUCCCCAACAAUCAGAGUGCAGCUUGAGCAACAAAAUAAAGGGAUGUUUAAGGAAAGGAAAGAGAUCAGCUCAAAGAGAAUCCAAUCUUUUCUAAGGUCCUGGGUAGAAUAUGCACAUACUGGUUUAUAUACACGCACAUUUGAAAACGGAUGCAUGUAUAAAGCUGGUUAUCUCUUUCCACUUUAAUUUUACUCUCCCAGGCCAAUUUAAAAAUGCCAACUCCUAUAUAUAUUUUUUUCUUUUCCUCUGUGUACCCAUAUUGAAAGUAUAAACAUAUCAAAAUUCUACGAAAAUGAAAGAAAUACCAAUACUUGAAUCAAAAGAAGCGCCAAUAAUGUAAUGUGAAAAAAAAUGUUUUGUAAUGGUUUUUGUCAUUCAUACACUUCCAAGCUUUUUUGAUAACAUCAGUUCAAAAUGAACUAAAAAACAAAACAAAAAAAAAACAUUUGUGUGGAGGAGAAAGAAGAAGAAAAAAGCAAAAUGACAUCUUAUUGUAUGUGUGUUUGCACAAAACUCUGUGUUCUGAUGGGUGAAUGACUGUGAUUGUUAUUCUGUCUGUACAAGUGGGCAAAGGUUCAAAAUACAGUGUGUGCGCUUCAAGUGGGUUCCUUUCCCACCGUAUGGUUUAAUUCAGUAUCUUUACAGGUUAUUUGUUCUUUUUUUUUUUGCUAGUCUGUAGUCAGAAACCUAUUCGGAUGUGUAUUGUUAUUAGCUUCUAGCGUUGCACUGAGUGUCUGCCUCCCCUCUUUCAGCUAAUCGUACAACAUGAAAUAAAGUACUGAGGGACAAGGUGACAAUUCAUGUGUUAAGGUUUACUCAAGGACUUAGAGGAAAAAAAAAGAGAGAGUGUGUUUUUAUCUGUAAUAUGAUUAUCUACUUUAUAGUGGCUUUUAUUGCUUUCAUGAAAAAGAAUUGAGUAUUGCACCAUUUUUUUUCCAGAUUAUAAAAAUAAAAAGGGAAAAAAAAAAUAAAA